Messenger RNA from Cephus cinctus (wheat stem sawfly), 2809 nucleotides. Its product is annotated as E3 ubiquitin-protein ligase DCST1. Bases 373 to 2541 code for a protein of 722 amino acids. Lineage: Eukaryota; Metazoa; Arthropoda; Insecta; Hymenoptera; Cephidae. The transcript is spliced from 5 exons. Gene Ontology annotation, cellular component: membrane. The record is from RefSeq and is a predicted model, not a curated record.
AACUUCCAGGAUAACACUGGCGAUUAAUUUGAUGGUACCUAUGUGAAAUUGCGUUUCCUUGUUUUAGAUUUUUUUUUCAUUUGCGCGUUAUUAGAUCGCUUGGACAAUGUUAUCUAAAAUUGAAUAAAAUUAUAUUCAGUAUAUUCGUUUGUUAUGAUUUACCAAAUAUGUCAUCCGUUAUGAAAAAAUCUGUCAUGAUUAACACGAUCAAUUCACAGUGAUGCAAUAGAAAAAAAUGACUAUCGGAAGAAAAAGCAAUAUAAAAAAAAUGAAGACGAAAUUAUAAUUUGAAUCACAGUCCGCUAUCACCUUUAAAUUACGGAAAUUCUAAUUAUAGUAUUUAAUUAGUUUUGAUAAUAAAAUAUAUAAAGUAUGCCGGGUUUGGAAAAUAUGAAUCGGGGUGGCAGAAUCGCUCAGCAUCUUCAGCUAAAAUUCUUAAGGUCCUUCGCCAAGUCGUGUCCUAGGUUAUAUGGACUGUGCUACGAUCCUAUAGGGACACAUAAGAAAGCACGGGCUGUAAUAGGAUUCUUCUUAGGAUUUUUCUUGGGUGUUAUUUUUUAUGAGGUCAUCAUAUCCGAUCUCCAGUUUGAUAGGUACACCAGCCUAGCUCUUGGCGCUGUGUUAAUAGUGAUAUUAUCCAUCGGAUGUGCAGCCUCGAUUCAGGUGAGAUGUGUCUGCCUUUUGACGAUUCCAGCGUUCUGUGGCCGCGCGGGUCGUAGCGUGCUUAAGGCCCUGGUCCUGGGUUACGUCAUCGCUGGACCAAUAUUCAAUCUGACGUAUAACGGCAAGGAAGUCGUGCGAACUUUUGCCUGUACCACGCAGCUUACCCACAACCUGACGAAAACACGGUUCGACUUGAUGUUCAAACCCUUCCAAGAAGCUAUUUUUGGUAUAAGAACCGACGCCAACGAGGUGAAGGACACUUUAUCCUCGGUGAAGGAUCUGUCCAGUCCCAUCGUUGAAGAAAUUGAAGGUGAGGAAGAGAUGAGGCGAAUCAACGAGGAGAAUGAUUACUUGGAUGUGCUUCAGGAUGACACUAAAAGAAGUGAAGAGAUUAAAGAUAAAGAGGAGAAGGCCAAAUCUGAGGCUAAGUCUGAAGGAGAUAUUUAUGAAGCUCAAUACAGGGCGAAAAUUGAGGCACGCUGCGAGGAACAGAUGAGCAGAGGAUCGGAAAGAUGCAGGGACAUGUUUGGUGAAGGCUACGAUAAGUGUUAUGACACUGUGACAUGGAUAGCAGGAUGGCUGCUCUGCUGGCCGAUGAAGUUGACGUUCAUCUGCAACAUAGUUCAAGCUUUAGGUGGUUCCAGUAUCUGUGAUCCUGAUGGAAAGAUUGAUACUGGCAUUGGAGAGGGCUAUGCAAAACUAAAAAAUUCGAAGAACAAACUGAGCGCCAGUCUGAAAGAUGCGAAACUUCAGUUCAAAGUGAAAAUACCACCAAGCAUCGUAGAUGUCCGUGAAGCUGGUGACACAGCCAAAGCUGUACUACAUGAUUUUAACGUAAGAAAACAGCUCUUCGACACGGUAAUGACAAUCAUCAAAAGGUGUCUUGCCUUUGUGUUCCUGAAAAUCAUCAUAACCGCUCAAACUUACCACGAUAAGUAUCUGACGGACAUUGAAUUUGACAAUAUCUACGUAACGUCAUACUUCCGGAGGAUAGAUGCACGACGAAAAGCACGUGGAAGCCUAACGCUCUUGCCGAUGAAGAAGAUCGAGAGGGCUAAAUUCGUCGAUCCUUACGGAUUGAAGCCAAGUAAAGUCGAGCGAGCGAAUCUGAUUGGCCAGACGGGGAAGUUGAUCCUGGAGAUGGUCACGGCUACGACCUUCGUCCUCCUGGACAGACUGUUCUACGAGACUCUGGAUCUCGUCAGGCGUCAUGCUCACAUCGAGUACAUGCAAGCAGGCCGUCACGACAUGACCCUGGAUGUCCGCGGGACUGGAAUGAUUGCAACCAUGAUAAGAAGCGUCAUCAAAGGAUUCAACGUAAAGAAAAGGAUAAAGACAGUCGUCUCGAAUGAGGCAUGUCUGCCAAGACCCAACGAGCUGUCCAACUACGUCCUGGCAAAGAUUUACGGUACUUACCUUGGGAUAUGGAUCAUGCUGCUUCUGGCUGCUUAUACCCAACGUCUACGACGUUUAAUAUGCUCGUUCUUCUACCGGAAGAGAGAGAAGCGACGGGUCCUCUACCUUUAUAACGAGACUCUCAGACGUAGACUAGGAUAUUUUCGCUUCAUGAAGGGCAAGGUCAGAGCCCUUGUUAGAGCACGGCUUCUAGAACGCGACAUGGACCCCUGGGUAGCACUAAGACUACGUUACCCGAAGUUCUGUGGCUGGCUAAGCUUCUUCUCCUGCGCAAGACAAAAGUGCCUCAUCUGCGCUGAGCCCGAGACUAGAAAGGGUCCAAAGUUUCGUAGAUGCACAACACCAGGUUGUAACUUUGUUCACUGUCCGGAAUGCUGGAGAGACGUUGGUAGAAUUUGCUUCGCCUGCGCCAAGCUUCCCGAUACUGAUUCCGAAGAUUAUGAUACUCAAGGCGAAUUUUAAGAUUCUCAUCGAGUAUAGGUUCCCGUGUCCUUCAGGAUUUCCUGUGCUCCACCAUGUCCAUAUUACGAUAUUCUGCGUGACUUCACUUGGGCAUACUGCAAGAACUCCUGCAAUUGCCAAGAACAAUUUUCAUUAGUAUUAUCGUAACGACCAAUUUUAUCAUUCUCAUAGAUUUCUCUUACUAAUGAUCUACUGUAGGAUUUAUAAGAGACAAAGGACUGCAGACCUGAUUCAGUAUCUCAGUUCCGCAACAUGAAGACCUUUAUCG